Molecule: messenger RNA, 2049 nt
Organism: Neltuma alba
Lineage: Eukaryota; Viridiplantae; Streptophyta; Magnoliopsida; Fabales; Fabaceae
Exons: 10
Coding region: 1-2049 (682 amino acids)
Source: RefSeq, a predicted model, not a curated record
AUGGAAACCGCGACGGUGAUGGAAACGACGAAGCUUAAGUAUCUGUCCUCCAUUGCCGAGGACGUCGUCCGAAGAUGCGCCCAGAAGCUGUACACUCCUCUAGAGAAAUUAGUGGGAGAUUUUGAAGCCGGAUGGAAUGCUGAAAUGGGAAAUUAUUCCCAGAAACUAGUGGAAUUUUGCAGUGAGAGGGCGCUUAUUAGUGACAUUAGCAACGACAUACAGGAAAAGAUUAGUGAUGGGUCCUUUAGCAGGUUCACAUAUGACCUGAUGCUUGCUUGGGAGAGGCCCAGCUACUACGAUGAAGACGAGGCCACGGAGGCUGUUGCAAAGGAGAAAGAAGAGAGGAAAAUACCUCUUAAUGUUAUCCAUGAAGAACGCGAUGAAAUCCCUCUGUUUUAUUCAGACAUAAUGCCUCUCCUUGUGAGCAAGGAGCCCAACGUUGGAGAAGAUGCAUUUGUGUGGCUGGCAUCUUUGGUCCCAUUAAUAGCAGACGUUGCAAAUGGAAGGUUUACUUUUGAAACUUUAACAGCACCAACAGGCCACCGACUACACUUUCCCGCAUACGACUUCUUCUUGAAAGAAAUAGACAAAUGUACAAGACAUCUGCAAAAACAAGCAACACCAAAUGGCAUAGAGAUGGCUGAUGACGAAUUUAUAUUACACGUGGAGGGAACAGCAAACUCUCAGAGAGUAGUUCGACACAUUGGAGCAACAAGUUGGCCUGGUAGGCUUACACUGAGCAAUUACGCCCUUUACUUUGAGGCCUCCGGAGUGAUUAAAUAUGAAGAUGCUCUUAAAAUAGACCUUUCGAGGGAAACAGAGCACACAGUGAAACCAGCUGCCACAGGCCCCUGGGGAGCUCCGCUAUUCGACAAGGCUAUAAUCUAUGAUUCACCUGAAUUAUCAGAGGGCAUUGUACUGGAGUUUCCAGAAGUGACGAGUUCCACAAGACGCGAUCAUUGGCUUGCACUGACAAAGGAAAUUAUGUUGCUCCAUCAAUUUUUAUCAAAAUACAAAAUAGAAUGCCCACUACGAUCAUGGGAGAUGCAUGCCAGGACAAUUCUGGGGAUUAUAAGGCUCCAUGCCGCAAGAGAAAUGCUAAGAAUUGCACCUCCUGCUCCAACAAAGUUCUUGAUAUUUUCCUUAUAUGAUGAAAUACCAAAGGGAGACUAUGUGCUAGAUGAACUUGCUGAAAGCCUCAAGAAGCUUAACAGUGGACACCCAUGCAGUGCGAGUUCAAUCCUUAGAAGUAUGAACAUUUCUAGGCCCAUCAUUUCUGGUGUGAAACCAGUUAAAGAGGCUAUACAAGCAUGUGAAAGUGUUAGCGGUCCAGAAGAAAGUGUCGCCUCACUUGAAACUGCUAUUAAACAGGCUAUGGAGGAAGAAAAGGAAACUCUUAUUGCUAAAGCUACCGCUGAAGAAUUAAAAGAGGAAGGAAUCACUGACAGUGUUGUGGUUCUAAUGGAGCUACUAAAGCCACUUAAACGCGCAGUUCCUUGGUUUCAAGAAAUCUUCACAUGGCAAAGGCCAAUGGUUACUCUUACUAUGCUUGCUGCAUCGCUGAUAAUUACUUAUAUGGAAUGGAUAGGCAAGGCACUGGCAAUUUUUCUGAUAUGGACGAUAGUGAAGAUGAUGGAGGCGAGACAAAAGAGGAUGAACGAAAAAUGCAACGAGCUAGUAAUUAGCACAGCCUCUGAACGGUCUACGAUGGAGAGCGUUGUGUCUGCCCAACAGGGACUAAACACUGUUCGGGAGAUGAUGCAGAUAACGAAUGUAACCAUAUUGAAGAUAUGGUCAAUACUAAUUUCUAAGGCGCAUAAGCAUUCAAAUACAGUGAUGGUGGCAUUGGCGGGCUUGGCAAUAUUAUUGGCGAUAGUUCCAUUUAAGUUCGUGAUUAUGGGGUUCAUAUUGCAAAUCUUCAUGACGUCAAAACCAGGCAAGUCUUCUGGAACAGGGAACAGACGACUCAAGGAAUGGUGGGAUUCAAUUCCAGUCAUUCCUGUUCGCCUUGUAGACGCCAAGAUCACCCCUGACCCUCAUACUUACUGA